GCGCCGCUGCAACAGGCUGCGGUUGUCCGCUCGUAGUACGUAUAGCUGUGUGAAGUGAAAGUGUGUUUCCGUUAUGUGUUCGCCACAUUUAACAUAAAAGACACUGAGAGAUGUCGUCGUCCAAGUACGCAAAACUCGAGCAAGACUACCAGAAGCUAGUCGGCGAGAUGGGUGUGCUGCAAUGUCGGUUGGAGAGCAAGGCGGAGGCCCUUCUCAUCCUCACACGUGACCUGGAACAGUGCCAGAGCGAGCGUGACCAGUUCAAGCUCAUGGCUGACCAGCUCCGUGAGCGUCACGGCGAACUACGCAGGCGCCUCCAGGCGUGGGGUCCAACGGUAGCAAGUGUGUACGAUGGCAAGAACCUCAAGGGCCAGACUGAGAAGAGCUUGGCACAGCUGCUGUGUGACCUGAAGGAGCAGAACCGGCGACUGCAGUCCGAGAACGAGUCGCUCACCCAGAAACUCCGGGAGUCUCUUGAAGAUGGCAAGCUUCUGCGAGAGCAGCUGCAGGAGCAGGGACACAGCCGCCGUGCAUCCGAUCCGUGCACCCAGUGCUCGACAAAGCAGGACCGCCAGGAGCUGGUGCGGCAGCUUGAGUUGCUCCAGUCUCGGUGCUCCAUGCUGGAGGGCGACCUGCAGGCAGUGCUGGAUGAGAAGGAGGAACUGGUGCGGACAGGGGAUGCGUACCGGCAGAAGGUGGACCGACUCAACCUGCAGCUGAAUCAUGCACUACGUGGAGGUGCCGACUAUGUGCCGCUUGACGUUGAUGCCUUGCUCAUGGAGAACAGGUACAUGCACGAGCGACUUCAGCUUGUCCAGGAGGAGAAGUCCUUACUCACAGCCUCACUCAACAAGUUCAAGAGCCUGGCAGAGAAGAACCGUGGCCGUGCAAGCACAGCAGUCCUGGCAGGGAUUUCCAGCAAACAGAUGCAACAGCUGUUGCAGGACAGCUGUCUGGACCUGAGCACAGCGGGGGCUGACCUGCGUAGUCUGGUGGCCCUCCUGCUGGAGGCACUCAACGACCGCACCCUGGCGCUCAGCCACCAACGCAAGGCCAACAAAGUUCUGGGCAAACGUGUGACAGAGCUAGAGAGCAAGCUCAAGUGUGACGGCACCUGGAGGGUCAACAUGCCCCUCUCAAGCACAGAUCCAGCAAAACUGACCAACAGGAGUAAAGGAAGCAGUAACUUAGAAGAUGCCAACUCGUUGUCUAUUGGUGCAGUGGAGUUAUCGGCGUCCAAGCCAACACCAGACAAAGACGUUCCACGUUCAGUGAUCUCGAGGGAGAACUCGCGUGACGAGGGGGAAGACUGUGUAGCAGGAGAGGAGGACCUUCCCCCGGAGCUGCAGCGGCUCCUCUCAGCUGCCAUGAAGGAGCUCAAGUCACCCCAGCACCGAGCACUCCCACCCCCUCACAAAGAAGUGGCUGACCUUGCCUGCUGACAUAGGGCAUCCUCUGGCAGUGGCACGACCAAGAUCCAUCGCCAGUAUAGUGUUUGAAGCAGCAUUGUACGACCUGCGAAUCCACGACUGUGGCAUGCACAAGAAAGCACACUUACGCCAUGAACCACAUAUCCUGCACAUCAGUGAGUGCCAAGACAUCAGGAUGUGCUCAAGCUGCAUUGAGUGUGUGCAACGUAAUUUUGGGACGGAUGCUUUUCACAUUUCAGCACCGAUGUAUACACCUUUUCACCGGGGCUCGAGAUUCUUGCAUGUUGAUACAAAGUGUACAUGUUGCCACUGUUCCUAGUGCUUUUUAGCCAGUGCUCCCAUAGGCUCCCAACAGUCUCGAGGCAUCAUGGUGAUGGCGAGGGAGCGCUUGUCGGAAAGAUCCAUAGGCACCGUGCAGAUGUUGCACGGUGCUACAAGUGCUUUAUUGAACAGUGCACGUAAAAUAGACAAUUUUAACGGCAAAGGCAGGACACGCAGCAUGGUCAGCACAUUUUUCUGCCAUAUUUAUAAUGUUUACUGUCAUUAAUCAACUGUUUGAAUUAAAGAAAACGAGGAAAUAUAUAUGGCUGCUGCCUACAUGACUGAUUGCACGUGCAGGUCAUGUAAAACAUGCAGCAAGAUUGAAAGUAUAAUGCACCACUGCCAGUGGUUAUCGCUGCUUGCAGAAGCUCGGCAUGUGGAGAAGCUUGUAACGUAAAGGCAUCAUGAGCACCUUUGCCUCUUCAGAGGACAAGACCAACACACAGUUAUCAAAACAUACUAACGUACCUUUGCUAGCGAGCAGUGGUUAUCAAAAAUCUAAACAAGGCUGUGGAAAUGCUUGUGACAAAUGCACCUUUGCUAGGAAGAAUUGGUCAUCUAAUGCUCUUGGCAUUCGAGUUCACAAGGCUUCGACAAAAUUGGGGAUAUGUAAACGGUGUCUCCUCUGCUCCUGUGUUUUCUUAGCUGCUACUGUAUUCCACGACGUGAAAAGUUGGCUUAGACUUUAUCCAUCAAGCGUGCAAAGGGCACGUACAGACAAAAGCAGCUAUCUGUUAGCAACUAUCUGUUCCUUGUGGUAUGCCUGCGACCUCCUGAAAGUGCCAGGAGAAGGGGCCAUGAAUGCAUUCAUUUCAUUCACCUCUGACUCGUAAUUGGGCUGUGGCUGACACUAUCGUUUCACUGUCUCUUUUUUAUGCCUUGAUCUCAUAAACACACAAUCAAUCAUGCAAGUUACUGCCACCCGAUUGUUUAAUGCAAAACAUUUCAUUUCAGAAUUGCAUCCUGCAUUUUUUCUUGAGUAUCGCCUGUUUUGAAUGCCCCAGACUAAAUUCCAGCCAGUUGGGAUUUCUGUCAGCUGUGCUGUCUGACAACUUGCUGAAGAUACACAGUGCCUAUACUAGUUGGCUCUCAUAGAGUUUCAUAACAACUUUCUAGAGGAAUGUAUGGAACUGAAGUUACUUAAAGGGAUGCUAAGAAGAAAAGCAAAUUCAGUUUUGUUAGCAAUUCAUUGUUAUACAAAACCGAAAUGGCCACUUUUACUUUAAAACACAAAAGCAAAAGGUGGGUGGAGCCAUUGCCUGGAACUUCCCAUAACAGCUUGCCCCCCAUAUUAUGGAUUUGGAUUGCAUCUGCUUGGGGCCUGGUGAGUCUUUUUUAUCAGUAAAGAUGGACUACCGUAUUUACUCCAUUAUAAGGCAGUCAUGAUUAUAAGAUGAGAGUGCAGUUGCGGGGCUCAAGAAAAAGAACUUAAGUAUGCACACUAGUAUAAGGCGAUGUAGAAUUGCUGACAGACUGUUCAGACUUGGCAGGGGUUGCCCGAAAUAAUCUAAAGUCUCCCGGAAUAAUCGGUGCAGGUUAUGUGCAGUUCUGUCUUGAGGUGUGACUUCACAGUGCCACAAAGACACAAAGGCGAAGUUCACAUACGACCCGCACCUCACCUUUACUGUUAAAUUUUGUUUAAAAGAGCCAAAGGCUGAACGUAGCAAGUUUUGAGAACGUUUACUGAGCCACAGUAAACCAAAUACGAAAAAAUAAUUUGAAAUCCGUGACAUCACACUGAUGUACCGAUGCUGGGGUUCUUAAGUUUGACCUUUUUCUCUCCGAAUAUGUAACCUAGUGCAGUGGAAUUAACAGAAAGAGAGUAUUGAAACAGUAUUUUAUCAGUGUAAACUACUUUCUUGUUCCUCUUUAGUUGCCCUUUAAUUGACUACCUUCAGAAUAACAGGAAAUACAGGAUUCAUUAGGACUGACACUCUGUUGACUUGCACUUGCACAACUAUGAAGUUUAGCAAGUUGAGUUUGCCUCCACUUGGUUUGCAAUAUGAUCUAGUCACGGCUUGGUAGCCAAUGGUGCUUCCACAAAGUUGCACCAAAUUUGCAUGAGUGCACAGAUUUUAUGUUCCACAUCACACUAAAACUGCUGCAGAACUAACCCUCAGCAGUGACCGCCACUGUGCAACCAAAUGAUUUAUAUUUUGCUGGUGAGAAUUCGUGGCUUCACGACUCCGCGGUGCUUUAAGACAUCAUUCUCAAUAUUUUCAGGGGUAAAUUUUUCACACAUAUAAUAACUAAGGGCACCACCUUACUAGGAUCCCGCCAGAAAGCAAGGACUGGCUGCUGUCUGAGGAAGGGUGGGACUGGGGGUUAGUCUCCCAACCACCGCCAACCCUGAACCCCAUCAAGGACAUAAUAAAGUUUUAUCUCUCUCUCGUUGAAUUUGAGAAGUGCAGCAGUUUGACCUAAUUAGUGGCAGCCUUGUUGCCGAGUUUAUGCAGUCAGUGUUAUCACAGGUUGAGGAUUUGAUUUAUUGGUUGAUUGAUUGAUUGAUUCAUUGGCUUUAACACCUCGAAGCUGCACAAAGCUGCCGUGGCGGAUGGCUCCAGAGUAAUAUUGGCCACUUAGGGUUCUUUAACAUGUGCCUAAUUUAAGUACUGCACAACUGUUUUUGCAUUUCACCCCGUUGAAAUUCUACCGGCAAGGUUGGGUUUUGAACCCACAAUCUCAUGCUGAGCAGCAGAAUGCUAUAGUCACACAGGAUAAGGCACAAGCCGAGCAGAUUAUGACACUCACAUACUUUCCAUUGUCCCCAUACUGAAUGAAACAUCACUUUGAGAAACCAAACAAUGCAGACACUGGUGCCUCUACAUUUCUCUGUAGUUAAUGUUUUAGAAACACUAUGCCAGAGCCUCCUCUGUACUACUCUUUCCAAUGCCAGUCACGUCGCCCACAUUUCAAUGGGCAGACCUCUGCUGCUGCGUUUCACGCACCGACUGCCAGAGGUGCCAGCUUCUGACCCUCUCGCUCGUUCUCAAGGGUGGAAGGUUUCGAACACGCUGCACCCAUUCAUUUCGCUGGCUCUGUGUUCCCACAGUAAAUUGAAUACAUAAUUCUUUCACAGCUUGCAUCAUGAGAGGCAUGGUUAAAGGCUCCAGAUACUCACAAUUACGUGCACGAACCUGGGAAGCUGAUAUAUAGAAUCAUAUACGUACCGUACCAUUGCAGCGAACUUGGAAUGACCCAAAUAAAGAACUGCAAAUGCAAGAAAUAUUCACACAGAUGCUCAAAUAACAAAGAGUUUAUUCAUUACUGUCUGGUGCAAAAAUACAUGCUACCAGACAAAAAAAAAAAGAAGAAUGGUGAAAAUGUUCAAAGAAAAUUUUGUGCAUGUUCAUAAUACUGAGGCUUUGUUCCCGUAAGUUUCUGGAAUUUCUUGGUCUUCAUUGUAUACAACACAUUUGUAAAAUUUGAAGCAAGAUGAAGCAGAUGUAAGCACAUAAGGUUAGCUAGUGUCUUUGUAACCUUUGAGAGUAUGAUAUAUAUUGGCUCAGUGCAGAAUAAUCUCGAAUGCCGGAAACAUUUUCACCUAUAUAUGCUGGAUUCCUUCCUUAGUUGAUUACUGGUAGUCUCGCCUUCUUUUUUUAGAGUCUGAAACAGUUUGAAUAAGUUUGUGCACUUUAAGUUUCUCCUUAGGCCGUCCAAGCAAAAUUUUUUAGGCAGUGACCAUGAUCUCUGACCAUCGAUCUCGUUCAUUUCAUGCUUUCUAGGUUCACGCCACUUCUUUUCAAGGAAGGCUUACGUCGAGCUUACCUUCUUCGUUUGUGUGUUGUUGAAUGCGAAACACAGCUUAAUACAAGCAUAGCUGUUUCCCACAACAGAUGCCUCAUUCGAGCAAAAGCUUGUCAUGUCUUGCAUGACUUCUUUUCCCAAGAGACCGAGGCGCUCCCUUUCAGGUCCCAGGAAACUUGAUCAGGCAUGCUUUCGCUGCUGUUUGGGAUUAACAUGGCCCGUAGACAAAGCCAAAUUCUGAUGUGCAUUUGGAUUGUUAGAACUAACAUAACAAGAGAACACCUGGAGUGAUGAUGUCUCAGACUUUCUUAUUACUACACUCUUCAAGGGCACCAAUGCAGGUGGUGUUCCAGUAGAGUGGACUUGUUAUGUGAUGUAUGGCUAUGUGCGAUAUGUGUGUUUCAUUCCCGAGUUGCGAGAAAGAUUAUUUUUUGAAGAUGAAGCGAUGUGGUGUCAUACUGAACUUCCGACAACAAGGUUCUAGUCAAUAGAAAAAUGAAUUCCACUUAUCUCCAAAUUAAUUGUUUUCCCUGUUUCUUACUGACUUGAAAUGUCUGUUGCUUAUUUGUUGCCAGCAAAGGCAGUUGUAGAAACUAAGUUGGCAAACAAGGUCCAACUGUUCAGGAAACUGUCCUGGUUAGAAUUAUGGCUGGGGACCCCUUAGUGCCUGGAGACCCACAGCACCUUGUAGUGAACAAGCUGUGGAACUUGCUAAGGAGUUAUGAUUCAAUGCUGUGUGUGUGCAAUUGACUGUCCUUUCUUAUUCGCUCAUGCACUGUCUUUUGCACUGUUCAAUAUGCAGCCGAAGUUUCUGUUGUGUGUACUUAGACACUGUGAUGGCGAGCAGUGUUGACUGUGUAGUUGAUUAAUAAUAAGCUUAGUGGCAGCAGGUUGUGUUCUUCACGUUCACCUCUAAGUCAUUGCUUGAAGUGGUAGUUUUAAGCACAGUAAAUUCCACAAAUCGCUCUAUUUCUCCAACCUGCACUUGCCGCAGACAUGCAAAUACAAGCCGCUGUACAUAGUUGAUGACAGUUAGUACUAUUGUCAAACGUGUUGUUUGUGCUACACAGGUGGCCUGUAAAUGACAGACACUGUUACAUGAAGCCAACAGAUUAUGGAGCCAAAAAAUGCCGUAAGGGAAAUGUACCACUUCUUUAAUUAAACUGGCAAUUAAAUAAGACAAAAUGGUUAGAUUUAUGAUGGAGGUUUCCAAUUUCCACUGUACUAACUUGCAGGAUGUUUGCAUUGAGAUAGCCUGCAUAGAGAUGAGGACAGUACACUGCGUGGAAUCUUCUCAGUAAAAUUGCAGCAGCGUCAUGAUACUCGCCUCAGGCACUGCAUCUGCGUUUGCCCGUGCCAAUACACGGCCCAAUAAUCACAACUUCUAAAGGACAUUAUGGUGAUGAAACUGUGUUGCAUGUAUGUUGAGAGAUUUCCGGUUAGAUUUGUGGUGCAAAAUUGGUUAAUAUAGGGAAAACAUAACACAAAUAAAAUGAAGUGCUGAAAGAGAGAUCAUGCAUGCUUGGUUGCAGUAGUACCAGAAAGCUGAUCAUGCAGCAGGUUCUCUCCUUGUGUUUGUUUUGACGAUAAAUGUUUUCGUCAGACAAAUUUCCAGAAGGCCUAUUUUCUUCCUUUUUGUUUUCUUUUUUCAAUACACUGCAUGCUAGACAUUAAAUUUCGUUCCUGUGAAAGAAAUACACUGUCACCAGGCUCAUGUACUGUGGCCUUGUCAUAUGUUCAGAGACCAAACAUCUGGAAAUUGUCUAGUCAAUGACGAUUGAUUCAGUUAGGGUGGGACCGAAGACACGAGCCCCCAAAGAUACAAGUCACCAAUAGCGCUUGAUAUACUUUAUUUACUCGUAAGGCCUGCACUUUGCCAAAUAUUUUACAGGCUGUGGGUCUUGCCUGACACAGGCUUAUGGCUACUCAUUGAAGCAUGCCACACGGUUGACAUAUUUAUAUAGUAUGCAAUCAGCUGGAGCUUCGAGGUUGCAGCAUAUGCCGCGAGGUGUUUUCCUAUCAGCUGUGGAACGCGCCCAAAUGCGCAGUGCAGCCGCACAACAAGCAGCAGCACAGCUGAUGCCAUUGAAACGUACUGGAUGUAAGCCGCAUUAUCCGUCUGGAUAUGGUAGUGAUGAUGAUACCAUCAUUGACAGGACAGUAACUAGUGCCACCUAGUAGUGGCUUGUGCAAAAUUGACCAGCAUGCAGGUAUGCACUAGACACUUAGGGAAACGUUUUCCCAAAUUUUCGCGCUCUAAAGUAAGGUUGCAGUCCUUUACACAAGGGUGAGCCAUACGUGAUUAAAUAUGGUAAAAUGUCUGGCGUGUAAAAUGUAGUGAACACAACUCUGAUGCAAUCAGUUUAAUUUACACACAGCCUCUUUCGCACUACAAAGGUGGAUAGGUAAAAGGGCUUCUGCAGAGUGUGUGGCCAGUGAAGAUAGUGUAUACAUACUCGGAAUAAAGCAUAUGCGGUUAACUAGAUGAGUUUGGCGGUAUGAAUUUUAAAUGAUGCUGUGAAGCAAAAAAAAAAAAAAGGGCUUGCAUUGUUUCCUCCAUUUGCUUCAUUUAUUGUUUGUGCUAUCUACAAAAUGUGGUUAAGUAAUCUCAUUGUCUGAUGCUGCAUGUCUCGUCAGUUAAAUAUCAAGUUAAGCGAGCUUGACAUCUUACACUUCGCUGAAAUGCUGAGCAUCACCAUCAUGCAAACAUGCUCGUAAUUGUUGAGCAACUAGUCACCAGGAAAAGGUUCGUCAUAGUGUUUAUGCACUGCCGUAAGGUCUGUUGAACUGUCUUUGUAGCAAUAUAUUGAAAUCUUGAGAGAACUAUUUCACAAGGAUUGUGGUUUGGGCAAGUUUGUAUUCCAUGGUGUGCCGCCCUAUCUCCCUUUUUUUUUCCUAGUCUGUCUUAUUUUCUCCAUUCUUUCUUAGUAGUGCUGAUUCAAGAAAACGACUCCUUGUAUUGUCAUAUUAGCAGUGAAAUUGCUUACACUUCAUUAGGCUUUGUCAAAAAUUUGUUUUGAACAACACUCGGAAGUUAUAUUGUUUGGCACUAGAUUGUUGCGUGUGCAUAGCUCAUGUGACUCAAUCGAUAUUUAACUGUUGCUAUGUCAGUACUACGUGUUUGUGAUAUUAAAGCCUGUGUGAAAGGAUUUUACCGUGUGCUUUGAUUUGUCUAGUCAAUGUAGAGUGAUGCAAAUAUUUGCACAUUCACUUGAAAUGUAUUGCCUCUUUCUUGUUUGUGUGCAUCCAAAAAUAACGGGCAUCAACAGUGCCACAUCUAAUAAACAGCUCGUUGCUUCUUA
Molecule: messenger RNA, 8800 nt
Organism: Dermacentor andersoni
Lineage: Eukaryota; Metazoa; Arthropoda; Arachnida; Ixodida; Ixodidae
Product: coiled-coil domain-containing protein 149
Source: RefSeq, a predicted model, not a curated record